Messenger RNA from Penicillium malachiteum, 1440 nucleotides. Its product is annotated as CRAL-TRIO domain-containing protein. Bases 1 to 1440 code for a protein of 479 amino acids. The record is from RefSeq and is a predicted model, not a curated record. The transcript is spliced from 4 exons. NCBI's taxonomy places the organism in Eukaryota, Fungi, Ascomycota, Eurotiomycetes, Eurotiales, Aspergillaceae.
AUGCCUGACCCGGUACCUAUCCCAGAGGGUUAUGCGGGUAAUCUAACCACUAUCCAACAAGAGAAACUUCUACAAUUUUGGAAAAUCAUCCAGCAGUCCUGGGAUUCAAGCCUGACUGGUCCAGAUACAGAUGCCACCUCACUGGCAUCAGCAGGCUCCAAAACAAGAACUCAUCGACGAUUCUUCUCGUUUAGUCGAUCCGCUACUCAACCACUUGAUCAAGAGAUCUCUGCUAUUCCACCUAAUCUACUUGUCUCGCUAAAGAGACUAGGAGCGGGGCCCAAUGAUCUUAAAGCUAUUCAUUCCCUCUUAACCAAGCUCCCUGGUGAGAACCUACGUACGGCUUUCUUGGCUAUGUUGAAACAAGAUCACCCGGAUGCAUUAUGCCUCCGGUUUCUUCGAGCAGAGAAAUGGGAUGUGCCGAAAGCAUGGAUCAAGCUUGUUCGGUCGCUUAAUUGGCGCGUGAAUGAGUACCAUGUCGACGAGGAGGUUCUCAUGAAGGGUGAGGGAUAUGCGAUGGAGAAAUCGACAUUGGAGGAAAAUUCGACUGAAAAGAAAGAUGGCGAGGGUUUCAUGCUGCAGUUAAAUACUGGGAAAGGUCAUUUUCAUGGUGCGGAUAGAGACGGUCGUCCUAUCUGUAUUGUUCGGGUUCGGACUCAUCAGCCUGGGACCCAGACGGCGAAGGGACUGAAUGAUUAUAUUGUGCAAUGUAUUGAGACAGUGCGCAUAUUGAUGGUUUCGCCUGUGGAGUCAAUGGCUAUUGUUUUUGACUUGACUUCAUUUUCUCUUUCAAAUUGGGAACUUGCCCCCGUUAAAUUCAUUAUCGAUUGCUUCCAAGAGAAUUAUCCCGAAUCUCUAGGCGCCAUGAUUUUCUAUAACGCACCCUGGAUAUUCUCCGGAUUCUGGAAAAUCAUCUACGGCCUUCUGGAUCCCGUAGUUGCUUCGAAAGUCCACUUCAUAUCUGGUGCUAAAGAGCUAGAAACCCUCGUCGCACCAGAACACAUAAUCAAGGAACUUGGCGGCGAAGAAGAUUGGGAGUGGGAGUACAUUGAACCGCGAGCCAACGAGAACGAAAAACUCCGGGAUGCCACUACCCGAAGCACAAUUCUGGAAGAGCGAAACAAGUUAGCGGAUGAUUUAUUUCGUUUGAAUGCGAAGUGGAUCACAAGUUCUCAUGAUGAACUCUGGAAUGAGCAGAGAGACUCGGUUAUAAAGCAGCUUUCUGAGAAUUACUGGAAGCUUGAUCCUUAUGUUCGCGCUCGAACGGUUCUAGAUCGCACGGGAGUUAUUCAGGAGGGUGGGAAGAUUGACUUUUACCCCACUCAAGCUCCUAAGACUGAGCCUCAAAGCGAGGUUGAGGUCGAGGUUGAAGUUCAAGUUGAACCGAAGGUGAUUGUGGAAGAGACGAACACUGCGCAAGUGGCUGCUGUUACGGCUUGA